Molecule: messenger RNA, 294 nt
Organism: Angiostrongylus costaricensis
Lineage: Eukaryota; Metazoa; Nematoda; Chromadorea; Rhabditida; Metastrongylidae
Source: the annotation of a GenBank genome assembly
AUGUCGGUGACACCGGGAGUGCCUCAAAGAAAAAUGACGGCCUUUGAAGUGAAUGGCAUAGGCGGCUCAAGUGUACAAGUGCGGGUGCCAAAUGUGAUCGCUAUGGUGGGGCUGCCGGCACGUGGAAAAACGUACAUUUCACACAAGCUCUGUCGUUAUCUGAAUUGGAUUGGCAUCAAAACGAAAGCGUUCAACGUCGGUGAGUACCGAAGAAGAGCUUGCGCAUCGGUGAAAGAAGGCGAUUUCGAGUUUUUCAGUCCGUAUAACAUCAGAGGAACUAAGAUCAGAGAGUAA